CGCCAUGCCGCACAAGAAGUCCGCCUCGGGGGUCCCGCCCAAGGGGAGGAAGCCCAAGCCGCCGCGGCGCGCCGACUCCGACGACGAGCCCUCCGACGAUGCGAAGAGACUUCCGCCGGGCGUGACGGAAGCGGAUGCGGAGUUGUUCAAUCAGGCGCGCGCUGCCUCAGGGGCGCUAGACGAGCUGCCGGUGGCCGUCGCGCCUCCCGCCGCCUCUUUAACGCCAGCUUCGUCCGUAACCCCGCUGCUGCCACCUUCGCUGCCCGCGCGUUGCCCAUCCGCCAUCGAGUUCGGCCAGUGGGAGAUCGAGACUUGGUACUCCAGUCCUUUCCCGCAGGAGUAUGCGAGGCUACCCAAAUUGUUUUUGUGCGAGUUCUGCCUCAAGUAUGCGAAGAGUCGGGCUGUGCUCAUCAGACAUCUUGACAAGUGCAUGUGGCGGCAUCCACCGGCCACUGAGAUAUACCGUUGCGGAGACAUAUCCGUCUUCGAGGUGGAUGGCAAUGCGAACAAGAUAUACUGUCAGAACCUCUGUCUUCUGGCAAAACUAUUCCUUGACCACAAAACGUUGUACUACGACGUGGAACCGUUCCUCUUUUAUGUGCUAACGAAGAAUGAUGCAAAGGGAUGCCAUCUAGUAGGAUAUUUCUCGAAAGAGAAACAUUGUCAGCAGAAAUACAACGUGUCUUGCAUUAUGACGAUGCCGCAGUACCAGAGACAGGGCUACGGGCGGUUUCUCAUCCAUUUUAGUUAUUUACUGUCAAAAGAAGAAGGGCAACCGGGUACACCAGAAAAGCCUUUAUCGGAUCUUGGAAGAGUAUCAUAUCAUGCUUAUUGGAAAUCUGUUAUCUUAGAAUUUCUUUAUGAUUAUAAAGAUAAACCUUUUACAUUUGAGGACAUAGCUCAUACAACGGGAAUGCAUAUGAAUGACAUAGCAGGCACGUUUCAAUUAUUAGGUUUUGUAAGAUAUCUUCCAAACAGUGAAUCAAUGAAAUUAGGACUUUGUAUAGACUGGAAAAAAGUUGAUAAUCAUAUGAAGAAGGUGAGAAGUCGGCCGCGGUUAGAAAUAGAUCCUGAAUGUCUAAGGUGGACUCCACUGUUAGCACCGACAGUGAAUCCGUUCAGAUCACCAGACGAGAAUUCUGGGGACCAGGAAACAGAAAAUGAGGAGAUGAAGACUGAGAGCGAAGAUACUGCGACAGAAGCCGAUAUUCCCGAGCCAAAACUUGAGACAAAGGCUGAGCCCAAGCUAGAGAAUCAAGAUGAGCCAGUGGAAGUCACAUCGUCAGGUAGGAGACGAACUAGACCGCUCAAAUACAGUGAAACGACAUACCAAACAACUUCUAUUGUGGACGGCAGAAAAAGAAAGCGAGAUGCUAGCAGAAAAAUUUCGGAAUCGAUUGAAGAUAAACCUGAGGAGACACCAAGAAGACAAAGAAGCGUCGCAAGGAGAGCCGCACUUCAGAAUGACAAUGAAGAAGUCAGGAGACCAAGUGUUAAAGAAACUAUGUAUGCUUCUGAUAGUCAAGAAAGUCAAGACAGCGCUGACAUGGCUGCCAUAACUCCUGUAAUAAUGACUAAAGGUAAAACAAAACGGAAACUUUUGUGGAAAGGAAGGAAACGUCAGAAAGUCCGUAAAGCUACUGUUAGAAGGAGUUCCCCAGCCGCUAAGAAACCCAAGUUGGACGAGAGUAAAAUCGAAAAUGAUUACAAAACAGAUGAUUCAAUGGACGACCCUGAAAAGGCUAACGCGUCUUUUAACGAAGGAGACAAUAAUUCGUCAAAGAAACCUGUUGCGAAACAGGAAGAGAAGGCUAAGAAUUCAGAAGCAAGUUCUGAAGAUUCCUCAGGAGAAGCUGAUGACGAGAUGGAUGUUGAAGAAGGCGAGGACAAGAGAAGCGUGUCUAGCAAGCCUGCCACGCCUCGACAUGUCGAAGAAAACAGUACAGACAAUCAUACUAGUGACAUGGAACUUGACAGUAUUCACAUGGAUUCUCCAAAGUCUGUGGCUGAAAAGAAUCAAGUUAUCAAUGAGACUGCAACAGACAAACCAGAAAAUCAUGAUAAUGUUGUAGAUGAUAAACCACAAGCCUCUGCUACCGAUGUAGAAACAACAGAAUCGACACCCAAGGAAACCGAGGAGAUGAAAUGUGAUACAAGGAAUGGCGAUUUAAAAGUACUUGAUGAUAAAGACACUAUCAUUAUCUCUGAAUCUGAUGACAACAACAGCCAGAGUUGCCCUCUGCCAUCACCUAAACAUAAUGCAGUGGCUCCGGCGGGCAAGAACAAUGAAAACAAACCCAAAGAAAUUGAUGAAAAUGAAAGUCCUUCUAAAGUCAUACCCGUAGUUUCUACAGAGAAUGCUCACAUAGUCCUCGAUCCCAAAGUUCAGGAGGAAGUGAAUACAGUUAAGUCGUCAGCUGAUCUUAUAGUACCCAGAAUAAAUCAGAUCGAAACGAUAGUUGUCGAAGGGGAGUCUGAUAACGCUAACUCUCCGCAAGUAAUAUCACCCAAGAAAAACGAUAAGUCUAUUAUUAAUGAUUCUACAAAACAAAAGACACCAGAUAAGGCGUACGCAGAAGUUAGUGAUCCAAAGAAAUCUGAGGUCAGGAAGGAAACUGUAAUACAACACCAAAAUGUUGAUGAUAAAGCUGCAGAGAAAAAAUCGCCAACUAAAAUUGAUACGUUAAUACAAAGUUUAGAACCCCAAAGAGAUAUGGCGAGCAAUGUUAAAAAACCUGAAAUGCCUAAAAUAGACACAUUCGAGGAAACGGAUCUUAGAAAUAGAACGCACACACCAAUUGUUAGCAAGGAAAGUGAUAUGCCUUAUAGAAAUGAUAAUCUGAACAUAAGAAAAGAUGAAAUUGUUAUUACGAGAAACGUUAUAGAACCUAACUUGCAAUCGUAUCAAACUCCUUCAUUGGCGCCUGUAGUGAAUUCAAUGACAAUACAGCAAAUAAAUCCAAGCCAUCAUUCAUUCAUGAAUCACAGAGUGAAUGUGAGCAAAGAAUCACAAGCAGUGCAGACCGAAAAGGUUCAGAAAACCAGUGAAACCAAUCGAGUUAUAAACAACAUACCUGAUAUACCAGUUAUUAACAAACCACCAGCUAAAUUAGAAGUUCCACAUCCUAUAUCAUCUCCAGUAAUUAACCCAGUAAUACCGAAAGUGCCUAAUGUGACAGACAUAAAUUUUUUACCGCGGUGUCAAAGUGCUAAUGCCGCUGUCAAUUUAGGAUUGGAAAGAACUGACUUGGAUCCGAGUUUCGUGAAUAGCAUCCAAAAUUCACUUGGCGGGUCAAUGCAUGUUGUUGCAAACCAAGGCCAAAACAACCAGGAGAAGAGUGACCCGAAUUCGAAACCUAGAGAAAAGAGCAAACUUCGUGACGUAAGAGUCAACUCAGCUCACAGUAAAUUGGAGAAACCGGAAAAGAAGCAAGGCAAAAAUGAUACUCCUCGGAGUACACCCGAACCGAAGAUGUUUUUUCCGGAACAAAACACCCAGACCAGUGGACGAAAACCUGAAACGUCAGUGCCUACUAAUGUAAUUAACACCACUGCUGUAACGAGCAAAGUAGAAACUAAAACUACUAAUGAAGCACCAAAAAAACAAGAUUUUUAUAAGAAGGAGAAAUCGAAUGCCGCCAAAUGCGAGUCAAAAAACGUAUCAGUUAAACACGACAAAACUUGCUCAUCACAGUUAAGUUUGAAACCUGAUCAAAACGACUUGAACAAAAUGAUACCCAAAUUCAAGUACGACAAUGAAUUGAUGCCUAAAGCUGACUACGCCAUGAAUCAAAUACCCAAUUACCACACAACACACGCGCAGUAUCAGUGGGCGCCGUGGGACCAUACUAGAAUACAGGGAAGUUGGGAAAAUAGGUUCUUGGAUAUGAAAAAUACGGACAAAAAUUACUUAGACAAAUUUACACAAGGUUUUAAUCUUCCUCAUCUGGAACAAAUGCAAAAGUCGCCUCAAAAGUUACAUCCUAAAUACGAUCAAAAAGAUUUCCAUAACAUCGCCUACGGCGCUUUGUCGGCAAGCGGCGCUCUCUAUGCCACCACCAGUCUCCCGCAUUUUAAGGAGACGAAAACUCCAACUUCCAAAUCUUCAGAUUGCUCCCAAAAGAACGAGUGCAAGCCCGCUAAACAAUCGAAGACGACGACGGCGUGUCAAACGCAGUGCGAGGGGAAGAAAUCUCAGGCUCAACAGCGGAACGAAGCGCAAAUGAAGCAGAUGCUGCAGCAGCAGGCGAACAGCAAGCAGCAGGAGGUGGCGACCAGCUGCGCCGAGUACCGGCAGCAGAGUCCGCAGGUGCUGACGUCGCCCGGCUGCAAGACGCCCUUCGGCCAGAACGGGCCGUGCGCGCAGGACAAGAGCGACAUCGAGAAGAAGGCGCGGCAGCACGCCAAGAAGGAGGACAAGGACGGCAAGGAGGAGAGCUGCGACGGCGCCGCCAUGAGCCCGGCGCUGCAGUCCAUGGGCGUGUACACGCCCGACUCGACCAGCAACUCGGUGCACUCGGUGCAGUACCCCGCGUGCGAGCUGGACGUGUCGCAGCUGGGCCUGGAGUCGCCCAGCAGCAUCGGCUCGGACCUGGCGUCGCCGUGCUCCAUGCUGCACAUGCCGCACCCUUCGCCCAGCCCGCACGCGCACCACUCGCACCACGCGCACGCGCAGUACUCGCACGCGCACGCGCUGCACCUGCCCGCCAUGGCCGGCCAGGGCCAGGGCCAGGGGCAGGCGCAGGGCCAGGGCCAGAGCCAGAGCCAGAGCCAGCCCAAGCAGCAGAAGAUCACCAACCGGAACAGGAACGCGACGCCCAACCCCGCGGCGGCGGACGGCAAGGGCGCCCUGCGCGGCGCCGCCACGCCCCCCGCACGCCACCGCGCUACGCCGCCCACGCACCAGUCGCACGGUACGUGUUCGCCCUUCUUCUCCGUCGGCGGUGCAGUGAUGCAAGGCGGGAGCGCAGGCGGCGGCGGCGGGUACCAGGGAGGCUACCUGUCGUUCCAGCAGCAGCAGCAAUAUCACGGCGUUGGUGUGGGCGUGGGUGCUGUGGGGGCGGGCUCGGGAUCGAGCUGGGCGCCCUCUUGCUCGUUAGCCAAGUUGCAGCAGAUGGCCGACGCGCCACAGCACCACCCGCCGCCGCAUACGCCGCCCGCACAGACCACGCAGUACGCUGCAGCGGCAGGUACGCCGCCGGCGCACUACCAUACGGCGCCCAAAUACUACGCCUCACCCAAUCAGCUCGACUCUCCGCGCAACGCGAGGAAUACACCCAGCAACUUAAGUCCGAUGCAACAUAUGCAAAUGGCAGCUCCAGGGUCUCGGAUGUCGCCCAACCUGAACUCGCACUCUAUCAUUAGCCAGUACGGCCUGAACGGAUACCGCGUUCCGCCGCAGCAACAGUUCAACAACCUGCCCGUCCAGAUGAUGAACGUCCAGCCUACAGUGCAGUACCCUAGCCCCGACCCGAGGGCCCAGCAGCCGAACGUUUAUGCCUACAGCUACAUCAACCCGCCACCUCCGCCCCUGACCAUGCAAACUUUGAACUCUACGAUGCGUCGGUAGCCAAAACCAAAAACACAGUGAUUGUGUGACAAAAAGUGUUAAGUGUAAGUGCAGUGACCCUUUUAACUUUAAAUUUGUGGAUUUAUACAGUGAAGUCAAGUGCCGGUUUGUUUUUAAAAUUGUACAAUAAUACUCACUUGACAUUCCAAAACUAAUUUAUUCAUUUUUGGGGCUAAAUUGGUUUUGAUCCUGACCUAGGCGUCCUCGACCAAAAACAAAGAGUGUAUCAUAUUCGCAGUGAUUAAGGCAUAGUACAAAUAAAAUUGCUUAAGUAUUAGAGUGUAUAUAACAAUUGAUAAUAACAUUGACACCACUUGAGUUGCCUUAGCCCUCCGCACCAUGUAUUACUCUUAUGCAAUAAUCUUAACAGUGGCAGCUUGUUGUUUUGUAUUAUAUAUUAGGUAACUGGUUUCUCAUUGGGGAAAAGCAGUACCCAUUAUAGAAGCUGAAUAAAGUACAAAAUUGCAGAUAAUGUAUUUAAAACUUUUAUAUAAUAAUGACUAUGUCAGUGAAAAGUCGCAUAAUUUUAGUGCAAUAAAUGUAUUACUCUGGUAGACUUUGCAUGUGUGAAAUUGGUGACACGUAACUGAUGCACUUGGUGAAAGCACUGUGAUAAUCUAAUGAUUGGGCAGUCGAUUGUAGUGUGCGCUUAAUUCAUAAUAAAUUAAUAUAUUCUUGAUUUCCAAAGAAAUAAGUGUAAGUCUUCGGUUAUGUAGACGUGAAGUGCAAUGUUUUUUGAACCACAUUAUUUCUGAUGUAAAGAUUUAUUUGGAGGUUUCACGUUUUAUAUGUAUAUCCUGUUGAAUUAAUUGUUUGAAACUCACAAUGUGUAAACAAUACAGUGGCUUGUACAGUGAACACAAUUUAAUAUAAUUUUAAUAUAAGUAUUAGUUUUGUCUAAUCUGUUCUUGGAAGUGCCUCUUCUCGUCCCGUCUGCUUACCCCGGUGUAAGAUAUUGUAAAUGCAUUGCUUACUAACACAAAUCUGUACAUAGAGUUGAUAUAAUUAGUUUUUUAUGAUAGCAUUUGAUUUGAUCAAUGUGAUAGUGUCGUAGCAGGAAUCUAAGGGCCACGGACACGUCGGCCUAAGCGAGGGUUAUUUUUAUAUUUUGUAUUCUUUUACACUGAUAGAAUUUAAGUUUUUUAUAACGAUAGUUUGUUUCUACGCUUCGCCCUAAGCAUUAUUUUGGUGUUAUCCCAGUAAUUUAUUGCCAAAUGUUAUUAACACUUGCGAUUACGUUUAGUUAGGUUAGAUGCGUUUAGUUGCGCACGCGUAGUGGUAAUGUUUAUGUUUUAACUCCGCACGUUUCCCUUAGGUUUUAACGGGCAUCUGUGUUAAGAGAUGGAGUGAUGCGCGUAGGGAAGUUGUGAGCGUGGAGCCUUGCGGCGACAGGACGCCAACGCCGACAAGUUAGAGGGUGCGCUGGCAGAACUAUCCAACCUUUGGGCCUAAAUAGACGACUGACUAUGUAUAACUGUUUCUGUCCAUGGACACGUACAACACCUGAAACCACUUCUUUAUGUCGUGGAUAAGUACGUCGUCCAGGAUAUCAAGACCCGUAUUAAUAAAUCCAUUUCAAGUGCAGGGUUGAUAUUCAGAUUUUAAUUGUUUUUAUUAAUAAAUAUUACUCAGUGCACAUUAAUGGUUACUCAUUGAUUACAUGUAUUUAGCAUUUACGCUAUACCUCAAGAUUGUUAUACAGUCUUAAUAAAGUGGAGAUGACUUCAUCAGAAUACUGGUGAUACCGACUUGAUACUCAAUACUGGACUUGAAAACUUUAUUAAUACGAGUUUUUUGUCUAUGAUGGCCUUUGUAGAUUGAGUGAGAAAGUUAUUUUGUAAUGUGUGGCACUUUUAUUUUAUAAUUAGCCUUUAUAUGUCUUUUGUAAGAUCUCGUUAGAAUUUGAGAAAAUUUGUGCAGUUUGGUAGCUUGUCUGGUUGUUUGGUCUGCCGGUGGCACCUUCACUCGAAUCAGUAAUUUAUUUGUAAGAUCUGCUCCUCUAAGGUUAUGGAUGUUAAUUGUUACUAAUGUGUAGAAUAUACAAUAUUGUAAAUACAAUAACAGUAAGAAACAUGUAGC
Molecule: messenger RNA, 7648 nt
Organism: Hyposmocoma kahamanoa
Lineage: Eukaryota; Metazoa; Arthropoda; Insecta; Lepidoptera; Cosmopterigidae
Exons: 9
Coding region: 5-5569 (1854 amino acids)
Biological process (GO): regulation of DNA-templated transcription
Cellular component (GO): MOZ/MORF histone acetyltransferase complex
Molecular function (GO): histone acetyltransferase activity
Source: RefSeq, a predicted model, not a curated record